Messenger RNA from Raphanus sativus (radish), 757 nucleotides. RefSeq lists its product as uncharacterized. The transcript has 2 exons. The record is from RefSeq and is a predicted model, not a curated record. The coding region runs from base 117 to 629 and encodes 170 amino acids. Lineage: Eukaryota; Viridiplantae; Streptophyta; Magnoliopsida; Brassicales; Brassicaceae.
AAGACGGGGACGGGCAGGCUUUCCAAUUUGCAAUUGAAGACGGACGGAGGCGAUCACAUUAAAAAAAAAACGGAGGUUUCGGCCGGCGGUGUCACUGUUUAUUACGAUGAGCUGGUAUGGUGGCAGAAGCCAUGAGAACCAAGGCAGAGGUGUACCAUGGAGACAAGACAUGCAGAGAGAUAUUCGGCUCCCUUUUGUCCGAGAUCGGUUUACCAAACCGGCUCCUAAGUAACCAGGAGAUAGAAGAAUGUGGAUACGUGAAGGACACGGGUUUCGUGUGGUUAAAGCACAAGAAGAAGAAGAAAGACGAGAGAAAGAGACAUCAAGACUUGUUUAGAUUCGAUAACGUUGCGGUAUGUUUCGAAGAUGAAGUCACUGCUUAUUUCCAGCCGAACACGAUCAAGAAACUCACUGGGGUUAAGGCCAAGGAGUUCAUCGUGUGGAUCUCCCUCGGUGAGAUUCAUGUAAACCGUCUCUCUGGUUUGAUUACCUUCAAGACACAGGUCGGUUUAUUGUCUAAGUCGUUGCCUUUGUCGGUUUUUGAAGACGUUCAAGUUAAGCAUGAUGUUAUGGAGAAAUCUAAACCGGAUCAACAAAAAUUCAACGAUCCCAAAAUAUAUUUGUACUAGUAGAAAAAAAAGAAAUUAAAUGUAAUAUAUAUGUAAUUUGUAUCUUUAAGUUUUAUUCAUAUGUAUUUAACAAAAGAAAAAUGUGGAAAAUGCAAAUAUAAACAUUUACAUAUAGAAGAGCUUAACGA